Molecule: messenger RNA, 2802 nt
Organism: Brassica napus (rape)
Lineage: Eukaryota; Viridiplantae; Streptophyta; Magnoliopsida; Brassicales; Brassicaceae
Exons: 5
Coding region: 580-2469 (629 amino acids)
Source: RefSeq, a predicted model, not a curated record
AUAAGACUGAAACAGUAGAGAGAAACCAUAAAGAUUAUUCUUGUCUGGUCUUUAAAAAGAACGAAUGUGAGUGCUUUUAAAUUUAUGAUGGUCUCUCAGAAUCUCUACAGCUAAAUUAGUCAAUCUGAAUCGGUUUCUGCGAUGGUAAAGCUCAAGCACGGCGCCCAUGAAUGUCUGCUGACCUCGCCGGAGAUCAUAGACAACGGCAUCUGCAACAUCUGCUUCAAGGACGAACCUAUAUAAUUCGCAUGUGUUCUUUGCAACUUCGAUCUCUGUAGAGCUUGCUCGAAACUACCACUCGAGGUGUCACAUGAUUUUCAUCCAGACCACCCUCUCGAGUUUUGUCUAGGCAAGAAAGACGGGAACGAGAGUUACAAGCUCUGCUCCGGGUGCGGGGAUUUGUUUUCUGAUCAGUCCCUUUAUUACAAGUGUAAAGACUGUGAGAUCUUCUUGGAUCUUGGUUGCGCCAUCCUGAACAACACCAAGACGAGUUGGUACGCGGAAGAAAAGCUCCAUUACAGUCAUGCGCACUUCCUUAGGAGGUGUAAACCAGGACCAGACGCUAGAGGCUCCUGCUUGAUGUGUGAGCUUCCUCUUACUCCUUCUGCUGUAUCCUACGGGUGUUCUCAAUGUUACUUGUUUGCUCACGAGCGAUGCCUUGACCUUCCUCGAGAGAUUCAACAUCCAGUGCAUCAGGCGCACCCUCUCACACGCCUUGAUUUCACACAUACUUGUGGUGGUGGAAAAGUCUGUGAUGCGUGCGGGCUCCAUGUCGAAGGUGCCCCGCUUAGUUGCCUAGAAUGCAGUUUUUAUCUUCACUUGAGGUGUGCAGAUUCCUUGUUGCGAGGUUUGAUGCACAAGUCUCACCAGCACAAGUUGUUUUAUCUAGGUAAUAAUGCUAAACUAAGAUUUAAAACCGGAUGUCGGGUGUGCAUGACUGACGAUGAUGGGUUCUAUGGGGACUACUUGUAUCAUUGCGUGGAGUGUGGUUGGAGGUCUUAUUUCAAGUGUCUUGAGAUACCCGAGUUAGUUGUCAACAAAUCUUAUCACAUUCAUCCAGUUAUGUGUAAAAUAUUCUUAUCCGAAGAUGACUCUUUGGAGUAUUGUGACGUUUGUGAGACAAUGGUACACGCAGGACAUCAUGUCUAUUGCUGCGAAGAAUGUGGUUUUUUAAGUCACAUUGAGUGCAUUCUACAUGAGGAAAUGCCUUCCCCGUUGUACUUGAAAGAUCUGUAUUCUCAUCAUGGUGAAAAACUUACAAGUCCACCAGCUGAUCACGAUGAUAAAUGUGAAACUAAGGAAUUAGAAAACAAACUCGUGGUUAUUGAUGUUACGCAUAAUCAUGUGCUGAGGUCUCGCUAUGUUACGGCGUCUCAGAAAGGAUGCUGGAUCUGUUAUAGGUAUAUACAUGGAAGAUUAUGGAAAUGCGAGACAUGUCGUUUCGAGGCACAUGAUAACUGCAUAAAGCUAAGUCAACAGUCGAGGUAUAGAUUCCAUUUGAAUCAUCCUUUGACACUUCUACCAAGUUAUCCUGCAGGGGUUACUAAUAUGAGAUGUGACACCUGCAAAGAAAAGAUAGAUUAUUUCAAUCUAUUCUGCCGCAUAUGUGAUUUCAUCAUUUGUACCAAAUGCGCGGUAAGCGUUAAAAUGCGUCUUGGAGAAUUACAAAGGGGGCAAAAGUUCAUUAGAUACGAAGAAGGAAAAUUUUGCUUGAAAGGAGGACAUGACUUGGUUCAAGUUAUGGUCUCAAGAUCAUAUAUGGUGGCUUGUACUCUUUGUGAUGACAGGCUGUGCAAUGGAAACAUAGUGUCAUGUCCUGACUGUGAAGAGAUUUAUCAUUCUCAGUGUAUUGAACUUUGGAGGCGAUACGGGGCACUAGAAAAUCAUCCACUUCAUUAUAAUCACAUUUUAUAUAUGAUCAAACGGAAAACUGGAUCCAAAUGCACUGCCUGCAAACCCGAUAUUGAUAUUUCAAAGUAUGUUUUCUUUUGUUCCACUUGCUCUCUCAGCUUCCAUUUUAAAUGCAUCCAAGCAGUGGGUAUAUCAACAAGGAUCAAGACCCACAAGCACUGUCUCUACAACUUUUUGAGCGAUGACUCCUCCCGCCCUUGCACUAUUUGCAAUAAACCAUGUGGUGCGUCCUUCUACGCCUGUGAUAUUUGUAACGUGUGCGCCCAUGAAGAAUGUAUUGGGUUUCCAACCUAUGUUAAGAACCAACGCCAUCAGCAUAUUGUUAACCUCAAGAAAAUUUAUGCCCCGAAAAUUUGUUCUAUCUGCGGAUUAGACACCAAGUUCUCUGGUCAUAAGUAUCAAUACACAUGUGAUGACUGUAAGGAUGUGUUUCACACCAACUGUAUUAUGUCCAUGGUUGAACGUGAGGCAGCAACAGAAGAGGAACAAAUUAGUGAUCUCUCGAAUAUGCUCAAGGAUAUGGAUGAGAGUGAUGAAGAAGACAGUGAUUCUUCUUAGUCAGUCAGUGGUACUGGUAUAGAAGCUAUGUAAAGCUGCAUCGGAAGAGGAACAACUUCAAAAAACCAUAUGCGAUGUAUCGUGUACCUUGUCAAAGAUGGUGAAUACGUUAGUGAUGUUUUGCCCUACUCUGAACCUUUUUUUUUUAUUGUUUUUCUUUGCAAUCCGUUUAGUUUGUAAACGUGGUCUGCUGUUGAAAUUCGGGUGGGUUUGGUUUGGUUUCGGUUCAUUUUGGUUAUUUAAGUUCUAAGAAAACUUUAACUUCAGUCAACCAAAAUUAGUUUGGCUUGUUCUGGUUUGUAUUCGAUUUGGUUUGAGUUUGGUUUGGUUUUU